UUUAUAUACUUAUCAGUCAAGUGACCCUGGUACAAAUCAAAUGGUUUGCGCGCGCGCGUUGCUUGAUCCUGUCGGAGUUACAUCUAUGGCUUCAGACAAAAAUGUAGAGCAAGGGGAUCAUAUCAUUGUUUCGGAAUUUUGUCAUCUGUUAGAAAAGUCGAAACAAUUAUUUAACGGGUUACGUGACUUGCCUCAACAUGGUCACAGACAGUGGAAAGUUUAUUUUGGCCGUACGUUCGAUGUAUACACAAAGUUAUGGAAGUUCCAACAACAACAUAGACAAAAAUUAGACGAACUGUAUGGACUCAAACGGUGGCAGAUCGGCGAGGUCGCCUCAAAAAUCGGCCAGUUAUACCAUCAUUAUUAUUUACGCACUAGUGACCUACACUAUCUAAAUGAAUCGUUUGCUUUCUUCUCAGCAAUUCGAACUCGGGAUUAUUACUCCAAAGCCAAUAAGGAAGAGAAGCCUGAUCUAAUGAUUAAGAAACUGCGUUAUUAUGCUCGUUUUAUACUAGUAUGUCUUCUUCUAGGGAAAAUGAAAUUGGCAAAUGAAUUAAUAAGAGAAUUUUCUAAGCAAGUGGAUGAGUAUAUCGAUAUUUAUGACGCUGAUGAUCAUUUGGGAUGGGUUACAGUGAUACAAGAAAUGAAAGAUUUCGUGGACGGUAACUCGAUUUGCGAAAUUAUUGACUGUGAUACACCGCAAAUUUACACAUCAAGACGAUUAAACGCUCUGAAUACUCCACAAAUAGACAGACAUGAAUUGGGUCAUCUACAGCUAUCUGAAGUACUAAUCGUUGGAAAUUGCUACGAUCAAAUCCGCUUUAGUGAGUUAUCAUUAGAUAUGUACCGUAUGCUACAAACAUUCGAACGUGAUCCUAGAGGUCAGGUUUUUAACAGCCGAAAUUCUAGACUCAGUGUAGCAGAUGGUUUGGAAAAUGGUGUUUCCUCAAGUUAUCCUCUUGAUUUACCCGAAGUGACAAAUCCUCAUAAGUAUUUAUUAUACAAACCUACGUUUUCACAGUUCAACUCAUAUGUUGCUACGGCAUUCAAAGACCUACCUGCUUCCGGUGCACUAUUAUUAUACAUAUCAGCGGAUGGUGUUCGGGCUCCCACUGUAAAAACCAACAAUGAAUUGAAUGUAGGAGCGGCUGGUUACGAUUAUGGAGGAGUUGUUACAAACAACCGACAUGAACAAGAAUACAGCGCCAAGCCAAAAAGAGUAGAUUUCAAAGAACCGCAUUGCAUUCAUCCUGGUGAUCUUCUACCCUACACACGUAGACCUCUGUUUGUUAUUGUUGACAGUGAUAAUAGUGCAACAUUUCGGAGUAUUCCGAAUCUCUUUGGACAACCCUUCGUAUGUCUUCUUUCACCUAAAGUUAUCCCGGAAAAAUUGGAAAGUCAACGACAUCGAGGAAAUCUGUUCACAUUAUUCUUACAUUGUCCAUUAACUGCAUUUUGUCUAACGUGUAAUUUAACUAAAAUUACCCUAAAAACAUGGGAUCGAGCACAAAGCAUUAUAGACUCUUUCCUCACCGAAUGCUAUCAAGUUCUGAUGCGUUCACGAAGCUUAGAUUAUUCUUACCAACAGUUCCUUUCGGAUGAUUUCCUUCGAAUAAUAAUACUACGAUAUUGUUUCUGUAAUAUUGUUCUACAACUUCAUCGAAGUUUUCAUGGACCAUCUUUUUAUCCGUCCUGUUCCCCUUCACUUCCAGGAUCCGAAUUGAUUGAUUGUCGUGUAUUGCACAAAUUGAUUACUGAGUUAGCAUCACUUUUCGACUGUCGAGCACUUUUUGCUACUGCAGAUGACUACACCAAAGAUUGAAAGAAUCGAAGCAAUCUCAGAUUAUUAUUCAAUACAUUUUCAAAAUAUUUGCCUUUAUAACUUAUUUCUUGUCUUUACUACUACUACUACUACUACUACUACUACUACUACUACUACUACUACUACUAUUUUGUCACUAUAGUUAUUGGUGUUGAUAUGACAAUUUAAUCUCAUCGAAAGGAUACACAACCUUACAAUUUAUUUAUUGUUCAAUCCAUUUAGUAAUAUAUAAGUCAUCUUAUUAUUAGUUAUUGUUACCAACUAUGUUUACCAUUACUUCAUACUAUAAUUCAUCUCAGUUAUGUAACAAUGUUCAUCCUGCUUGUCACAAGAUCAAAACAACACAUACAAAAGAUAUGCAUUUUUGUAGAAAAUAAGAUUAUAAUUCAUCUUUUGUUUUCAUUUUUCUAUUAGAAAUCAAAUAAAACAAGACCAAAGUUUUUAAUGUGAAUUUAUGAAUUUUGUAAAAAAUAACUUCAUAGACAUCGUUUCUUUUUCUGUACACAAACACGCACACAUACAUAUACACACACAAAAAAAGAACUGAGAUUAU
Messenger RNA from Schistosoma rodhaini, 2375 nucleotides. NCBI's taxonomy places the organism in Eukaryota, Metazoa, Platyhelminthes, Trematoda, Strigeidida, Schistosomatidae. The record is from the annotation of a GenBank genome assembly.